This is a messenger RNA of Gadus morhua (Atlantic cod), 5839 nucleotides long. It is a transcript of the gene hps6, whose product is annotated as HPS6 biogenesis of lysosomal organelles complex 2 subunit 3. The transcript has a single exon. The record is from RefSeq and is a predicted model, not a curated record. Lineage: Eukaryota; Metazoa; Chordata; Actinopteri; Gadiformes; Gadidae. Gene Ontology annotation, cellular component: lysosomal membrane; BLOC-2 complex. Bases 355 to 3255 code for a protein of 966 amino acids. Gene Ontology annotation, biological process: lysosome localization; organelle organization; protein localization to membrane.
UAAAUUACCCUCGGUAUCCGGAAAUUAAGGAUCUCGUGAUGUCAGGGGGUUGUGUGUUAGCAGAGCAUCGGAAUGACGCGAGUGACUUUCUGCUUUAAGAAAUAAAACAGUCCAGUCGCCGAUCUUUUCUUUACUAUUUAGAAUAGCUGGCAACUUUCGACAUGGGACUAUAAACGCGGAUGUACUGUCGGUGGAUGUAUUCGUCGGCAUGGACGGUAAUGGGAAGUCUCUCGUCGGACCUAACGGGAUGCCAUUCAGUUAGCCGUUCAGGAGUCAAAAGUUAAGAUUGGUUACCUCAAGCUAGCUGGCUGGCUAGUAAAAGGUUUCGUUUGAAUACCUCACCAUAAGUCACAUAUGCUUGUCUUGCAAAGUAAACCCGGAGUCAUGACACGCCCGACCCUGGAGCGAGUGACGGACUUUAGCGACUAUACGUGUGGUAACGAAUUACACGAAUUUUUAAAGCAGACCAACACUAAUAACCGAGGCACAAACAAUCUGUCAGAUGUGCGCCUCAGUCCAGAUGGGCGUCACAUUCAUGUCAUUCUCCGCCAGCCCAAAGUCGGUCUGCUGACAUUCGACAAAUAUGAAACACCACAGAUCAUCCCGAACCAAAAGCGUGUGGACCUGCGUUUGACGCGCACCUCAUCGAUAGUGGACAUCAUUUAUUUGGACCACAACAACAACAGGAACGCUGACAUCGCCACGCUCGUCGUUGUGUACGAGAAUGGCAAAGCCGAGUUCUGGAAAUUUCAGGAGUGCAAAGCGGGCUGGCAGCUCCUCCAGACGUCGGACUUGUGUAACAGCCCCCGCGCCAGAGUGGUGUCUGUGUCGUCCUGCGCCAACCUUAUCAUCUGGUGUGAGGAAAGACCGCACUCUGAAAGCUCUCCGUCUAUCAGCGCCACCAGGAAUAACUUCAGAUACUGCAUUUGCAAGCGUGCCUACGAGGUGCAGGAGGGAGGUGUGAUUUUGGGAGGGGUGAAGAUCGCCCUGCACAACAACCCCAGCUUCACCGUCAUCACCUCGGGUGACCAUGUUUACCUGCUGCCCGCCGCGCUGCAGGAGAAGCCCCUGCUGAGCGUCUCUCAGUGUCUGCUCUCGUGGUCGCCGCAGCGGGAUGCGUUCAGGGUGUGCAGCACGUGUAAAGGCGCUUUGCUGUUGAAGAAAGACUCCUCCUCUUCCCCUAAAGAAACAGACUUCAAACGAUUGGUGAUGGAUUGUUUAGGUUACCUAUCGUCACUGCACCCCCCCGAGAUCCACGGGUUCUCCCCGGCCGCGUGCGGGGGGCUCCUGCUGCUGCUCAGCACCGGCUGGGUGACCCUCCUGCAGAGAGACGGCGCCCUGAGGCCCGUCUACCGCCUGGGGGGCGGCGGCCCGCCCCCCCGCCCCCCCACGCCGCCGCACAGCAGCCUCCAGGCGUACGGGGACACGCUGGCGCUGGCGGCGGGCCGGACGCUGUACCUGGUGGAGCUGCGCUGCGGCCGGGAGCUGCAGCGGAUCCCCCUGAAGGGAGACGGCCUGCUGGUCGUCCACCGGGCGGACCGACGGGCCCCCCGCCUGCUGCUGGAGACCGGGCUGUACGUGGUGGCGCGGCGGCCGGAGGAGGGGGAGGCGGAGGGCGGCGGCCGCCUGGUGGAGGCGGUCUUCGAGGAGGCGUGUACGUACUACCAGAGGCGCAGCCUCAGCAGCACCCAGCUCACCGUGGACAAGCUGAAGAAGGCGGGCAUGUUCCAGGCUCCCAUCUCCCUGGCGACCAUCCUCAAGGACUACCUACGGGACGGGGGCGGGCUCAAGGCGGGGGCGGGGCGGUCCGACGGGGGUCCUCCCCCGGGCGCCGGGGGGCAGGACAAGCUGCUGGGCUCCCUGGAGGCGGAGCUGAAGGCCCUGGUCUCGCUGGAGGAGGUGAAGGGGGCGUUGGUGCGGGCCGGGGAGGAGGAGGUGGGGGCGGUCUGCCAGAGCCUGGUCCACCAGGAGGUGGGCCGGCUGCUGACGGCGGCGGAGCUGGACGGCCCGGCCCUCCUCUACCUCAACGCGCUCUUCAGCCGGUUCCCCCCGGAGGCCUGGGCGGCCCUGCAGGCCGCGCUGCAGCUCCAGUGCAACGGCUCGGGGGCCCUCUCCAGCCGGGCCCCCGCCGAGGUGUGGAAGACCGUCCUGGCCCCCGCCCACCUCCCCGGGCCCCCGGCCGACCCCGCCUCUCUCACCGGCAGCCAGGCCGAGAACAGGCACCCGCUCAAGGCCGCGGCCGGCCCCCCGGCCCCGGGGCCCCCCCCGGCCCCGGGCCCCCCCCUGGCCGUGUUCGAGCUCCUGUGCCGCACGGUGCUCCGCUUCAGGGCGGACUGGCUGCCGGGGCUCCUGGAGCUGGCCCACCUGAAGCAGGGCGCGGGCGGACUGGGCGUCGGCCUGGCCUCCUCCUGGAGCUCCGCCCCCGGCCGCGGCGGGGCGGAGAGCGGGGAGGCCGCCGUGCCGCUCUACAAGCGGGCCCUGUCCGUCCUGCACAGCCAGGGGCCCGGCGCGGACCCCCACCAGAGCCAGGACCUGGAGGUGGAGCUGCUGCUGGUCAGCGGGCGCCCCAACGCUGUGCUGCAGGCGCUGAGGAACCUGACGCUGCGCGGCCAGUGGGCGCGGGCCGCGCAGGUGGCCCAGAGGUUCUGCCAGCAGAGCCCGCUGCUCAACAAGGAGAUCUUCGCCUCGCUGCUGUGCGAGGUGGCCCAGCACCGGGACCUGGACCCCUACCUGGACCUGCUCUGGGCGCUGUGCCCCGAGGACCUCACCGUCACCAGCAUCCUCAACCUGGUGCUGAGGAACGUCCCGGCCCCCAACGCCCCUCCCCUCCCCUCCUGCUCCCCCCUCUCCCCCCUCUCCCCCUCCUGCUCCGGCCUCCCGUCCCCGUUCCCCCCGCCCCACUCCACGGAGCUGACCGUGGGCCUGCUGAAGCCCCUGCUCAGGAAGGUCCUCCAGAGAGAGACCAAGCCCAGCCAGCGCUACGCCGACAUCCUGCAGUCCCCCGUGUUCCCCCCGGCCGCACCCCCCCGCCAGCCCGCCGAGACGCAGCCCUCAGGGCAGCAGAACGGGGGGCCGCAGCCCCGGGCCACGGCCCAGGGGGCCCCCCACACAGACCCCCCCCAGUGGGGCAGUGACCCCGCGGCCGUCCCCACACCACGGCCGCUGGAACGCGACCCCCUCGGAUGCAAGGGGGGGCUCCCGCUGCCCGCGAGUCCGUACCGACGCGCGGCUAGCGGCGUCCGUCUGGAGGAAUGAGGGGUGCGGGUACCGGCGUCCGUCUGGAGGAAUGAGGGGGGCGGGUACCGGCGUCCGUCUGGAGGAAUGAGGGGGGCGGGUACCGGCGUCCGUCUGGAGGAAUGAGGGGGGCGGGUACCGGCGUCCGUCUGGAGGAAUGAGGGGGGCGGGUACCGGCGUCCGUCUGGAGUAAGGAGGGGGGCGGGUGCUUCGGCGUGUGGGGAAACGUUCGAGCUGUUCUGCUUGGGCAAUGAAGUCUGUAAAUCCAUUUUGUACAAUUAAAUGUAUUCUCAUUUGGCUUUUGCUGUAACAAGAAUACAACAAUCAAAGUCAAAGAGUGAACAAAAGUCACUUCCCUUGAUGAUGACUAUUUAUAGUUGAAUGGUGUUUUUUUUAAUAUAUAUUUUUAGAAAUGGAUGAAAGAACUGACAGUAACACCUGUUUUGCCAUUGCUGAAGACUAUCACUAAUGCUAAGAACAGUUAUGACUACUAUUGCCUAGUGAAGGACUACUGGAGCUCAGUGUGUUCUGUAUACUCGUGAUAUUUCACUCUCAAUCAGAGUGAAUAUACGAGAGACGUUAUUUAGACUUUAGAGGUUAAAGCAUGCACGAGAGUGAGGAACGAGAUGCAUAAGGUGUUAAUGAAUAGCCAAUAUCAAAAGACGAAUAGUAAUAUAUUAAAAUGAUGCGUGGAGGAAGAAAUGAACUACCUUGUUCCUCGUUGUGAGUCAGUGCAAAGUGUGUUCCUUAAAAACGUAUGAAUAUUAAUGAGCACUGCUCAUUGAGCAGUAGGCUUUAUUGUUUUGAGAUUUGGUAAAUUGCCUUCAGGAUCAACCUUGCUUACUCUCACCGCUCGUAGUGAUUUCCUCAAUCUUAAAUUAGUUUUAAAUGAAAUAUGAAGGAGGGUUUAUAGCUAUCCAAUAGUUGUUACUCCUAAUUGAGUGAAAGUUUUUUUUUUUCCUAAUGUGUUUCCAACAGCUCAAACAUUAACUGAGUCGCUGUGAAGCUGACCUUUGUUUUUACUGCCACCCUCACCUCAGUAAUCCACGCUCACCUCUCCACUAUCAUUUCCUCCAUUCUCUGCUUCUCUUCUUCUCUUGGGCCUCCAUCUUGUCCCGCCACCCAAAGUGACAUUCCAGUGGAAGAGCCACCCGAGCAGCGCACGGUCCGCCCUUAAAAUCACAUUUCCAGAGUAAUUCUGUUAGUCUCUUUAAGUAGGGGAAGGGCAGCGCACGUUGUGAUACAUCACACACACACACACACACACACACACACACACACACACACACACACACACACACACACACACACACACACACACACACACACACACACAGGGUGCGUAUCUCGUCUAGUUCAGGCCUUGAGGCUAAUAUUGUAAGAGAUGUCGGACCUUUCGUUGGGGCUCGCUGUCGAUCGUUCUACAGUUUGAAACUAUGUACUUUGCCGUCGCAAAUUGGUCCAAACCAGUAUUAACUCCUAACCAAAGUAUUGUGCGCCAUGGCUGCUGAGUUAAACAUGCAACAUACAUGUGUAUGAUAAAGUAAUAUGUACAUUAAGUACUGUAAACCAGAGUGCUUGUCGUGCCUCGGAUGUUGAUGCCUUUAUGCUAUAUUUCUAUUACAAUCUUUUCAUACUUUUUUGCUGAAGGUUUACUAAAUCUAAUAAAUUCUGCCUUAUGUGAAGCUUGGUUUUAUAAUAAGAAAACUGUCUUGGAGAAAGUGUUAUUUAUUUGAAGAAUAAGAAACGCUGGGUGCCCAGCUCCUGGUUGACGUGGAGGGGACUGUAUGCAGGAGGCUGUGAGCAGGUAUGGGGUGCAGACAACUAUCACAAACAUGUGACUCUGGAAUGCCCCAGAACAAAGUGGGAAACGUGGGCAGCAGUGGUGCUUCUUCACACACAAGGGUCACAUUCUGCCCUCCCCCUUCGUCACGCUCACAUGUGACUCGUGUGCUGGAGUGGUGGAGAGAGGGGGAGGUUGGGUAUGCCUUUAACUUAUUUACUAUGCGUUUUCUCACACCACUGUUGUAAUCACAAAGCCAUUUGGUUUGACUGCUGCCUGCAUUUUGAUUUAGAUUGUUUAUGUGUGCAGUUCUGUGUAUUUGCACAAGUUUUGAAUGCCCACUUUUGGGGGGGGGGGGGGGGUGUUGCUAACAUUUCAGUAAUUUGUAAGUCUUUGUACAAUUGUUUUUCUCGCAACUGACAAUCGGAGGUAAAGCACUCUCAUUCUUUCAUAGGUCAACAGGUGUCUUAUCAAUGUCAAAGUCAACAUGUUGCGUGUGUUUGUGUGUGUGUAUAUACCGGUAUACAUAUCUUAACUGUUAUUAAAUGUAAGAUGCUUACUUAACAUGUCUUUGGGGGGUCGUAUACAGUCGCUCAUCUCAAUGGUAGCACAGUGUGGCGGGUCUUUAACUUAGUUGGUGUUGUUUCAACUCAUUGUUGAUGUUCUGCCUUGCUUGGCCCUCACAGGCUCUCUGAAAAAUAACCUCAAACCCAGAUUAUUUAGGGACAGGGAUGCAUAAAACCAGGCUAGUAUGGAAUUUCUAUUAUACCGUUCAUCGGUUUAUAUCAAUGGUCAUUUCUAAAAUAAAUAUACAAAAUUAAA